ACGUCACGCCGCCCGACGCCCGCUCGGCAGGGUGAGCCCCGCGCCCGGCGCCUUGCAGGGCAGGACCCCGGGCCGGAGUGCGCGCCGGGACCGCCCGCGUGUCCGUGUCCGCGUGUCCGCGCCCGCGUGUCCGUUCCCGCGCCCUCGCGUCUGCCCCCGCGUGUCCGCGCGCUGACCGUCAGCCAGAAAAAUCAUCUUUCUUCUCUGGAGGGUGAACAUUGAUAGCAUUGAUUUCACGGAUCUGGUAACAUGGCAAAAGAUGCCGGUCUAAUUGAAGCCAACGGGGAACUAAAGGUCUUCAUAGACCAGAACCUUAGUCCUGGAAAAGGUGUUGUGUCCUUAGUAGCUGUUCACCCCUCCACAGUAAACACGCUUGGGAAGCAGCUCUUGCCAAAAACGUUCGGACAGUCAUCCAAUGUCAACAUUACACAGCAAGUGGUAAUUGGUACGCCUCAGAGACCUGCAGCGCCAAACACUAUCGUGGUAGGAAGCCCACACACCCCUAACACUCACUUUGUCUCACAGAACCAGCCUUCAGACCCCUCACCUUGGUCUGCCGGGAAACGCAACAGGAAAGGAGAGAAGAACGGUAAGGGCCUGAGGCACUUCUCCAUGAAGGUCUGUGAGAAAGUGCAGAGGAAGGGAACCACGUCCUACAACGAGGUGGCCGACGAGCUGGUCGCAGAGUUCAGUGCCGCCGAUAAUCACAUCUUACCAAACGAAUCCGCUUAUGAUCAGAAGAACAUAAGACGGCGAGUCUACGAUGCCUUAAAUGUGCUGAUGGCCAUGAACAUCAUCUCCAAGGAGAAGAAGGAAAUCAAAUGGAUUGGUCUGCCCACCAACUCAGCUCAGGAAUGUCAGAAUUUAGAGGUAGAGAGACAAAGAAGACUUGAAAGAAUAAAACAGAAACAGUCUCAACUUCAAGAACUUAUUCUACAGCAAAUUGCCUUCAAGAAUCUGGUGCAGAGAAACCGCCAGGCAGAGCAGCAGGCUAACCGGCCACCUCCGCCCAACUCUGUCAUCCACUUGCCUUUCAUCAUUGUGAACACCAGCAAGAAAACCGUCAUCGACUGCAGCAUUUCUAAUGACAAAUUCGAGUAUCUAUUCAAUUUUGACAACACGUUUGAAAUCCAUGACGACAUAGAAGUGCUGAAGCGCAUGGGGAUGGCCUAUGGGCUGGAGUCCGGAAGCUGCUCUGCUGAAGACCUGAAAAUGGCAAGAAGCUUGGUGCCGAAAGCACUGGAACCCUACGUGACAGAAAUGGCUCAGGGACCCCUCGGCAGUGUAUUCCUCGCGUCAGCAGUAUCAACCUCUAACGGCACAAGGCUCUCUGCCAGUGACCUGACCAAUGGUGCGGACGGGAUGCUGGCCACGAGCUCCAGUGGGUCUCAGUACAGCGGGUCCCGGGUGGAGACUCCCGUGUCCUACGUCGGGGAGGACGAGGACGACGACGAGGAGUACGAAAACGACGAGGAAGACUGAUGCGUCUGCUCACGUUCAGCUUCAGGAAAGCAUGUUUAGGAAAGAGAAACUUUUCUUAAUGUGGGCUUUCCUGUUUCUUUUUGGCUUCCUCCCAAGAAGAUAUUGGUAAGCUAUUGCAUUUGACGUGCACCUCUGAUAAGCAAGCACCUCUGAUAAGCAAGCGAGGGCUGUUUUCUGCAGGGCUUUUCGUAGGAUUUUGUGUUUUCAUUUUUCUUUUUUUUUCUUUCUUUUUUUUUAAAUUUGGAGUUCCUUUUUUGCCCCUUAACAAUUCUUGCUGAGUUUGCUGAAGAAGAUGUGCUUCCAUCUACAUCAACGAAAAAUGCCAUCCUCCCGUCGAGGCCGCCCCGAAGGCCACUUACUUGCCGCGUGCUGUGCGGGGCGCCACCCCCCGGCGGAGCGUGCGGCUCCAUGCCGAGCUCCCGUUUGUGACCGUCUGCGGCGUCCGCAGAACCAAGCAAAUGGCGGAGCUGCUUUCCAGCAUUGAGCACCACAAAGCCUAUUUUUACGUAUUUCCCCUUAAAUUAUAUUGACUGUGUGAUUCCAUAUACUUUCCCUUUCUUUUUUUUUCUUUUUCUUUUUUUUGUCCACGGUGAAGCAGGCAUUCGAAGUUGUUCAUUUGUGUUUGUGUGUGUUUGGUUUGGUAGUUUUCUGCCGUGCUGGUGCAGCUGUGAGAACUCUGGAAAUCUUGGGAUGGUUUUUUGCUUAUGGUAAAAUUUGCCUGAUUUCUUACAGGCAGCAUUUGGAAACUUUUUAUUAUAUAGUUGUUUACAUACUUAUAAGUCUGUCAUUUAAAGACAUGUACUGAAACAAAUGUUGUAUUUGUUUCAUGAGCAUCUUCCUGUAAUCUAUUACAAAGUUGAAAUUAAAUAUAGAGAAUGUUUUAACAGUUUUUUAACUCAAAAUUUGUCAAUCAUUUUUAAUAGUUCUUUUUUUAUAAAAAGAAAAAGGAAUUUCAGGACAGGCAGUAGCUUCUUUUAAAAUUUAUCCACAAAGAACCAUUAACUGCACAGUUGCUGUUAGCUGCCUGUUCUAAAACAAUAGUCUUUUUAUUGAAACACAAAUAAACUUUUCUGUAAUAUUUUAUGGAAUAUAAAGAGACUUUAAUUGUUUGACUUGUUUAACUUGGCACUGUUAGUUUUUAUUAAUAAAACGCGCAUGGGCAUUUUAAA
Pipistrellus kuhlii (Kuhl's pipistrelle) is the source of this 2651-nucleotide messenger RNA. It is a transcript of the gene TFDP1, whose product is annotated as transcription factor Dp-1. NCBI's taxonomy places the organism in Eukaryota, Metazoa, Chordata, Mammalia, Chiroptera, Vespertilionidae. The transcript has 12 exons. Gene Ontology annotation, cellular component: nucleus; transcription regulator complex. Gene Ontology annotation, biological process: regulation of cell cycle; regulation of transcription by RNA polymerase II. Gene Ontology annotation, molecular function: DNA-binding transcription factor activity, RNA polymerase II-specific; RNA polymerase II transcription regulatory region sequence-specific DNA binding. The coding region runs from base 250 to 1482 and encodes 410 amino acids. The record is from RefSeq and is a predicted model, not a curated record.